UGUUUUUAAGUUUUUUUGCAAAAAACAACCACAACAAAAUGUUUGCCAAAUUUUUUCUAAUAAUAUUACUAUUUGUAAUAAGUAUUGAAUCAAUCACCGUAAACGCUGAAUGUAAUGAAAAACGUAAACUUGAUAUUGAUCGAACAGUAUCGAAAAUAUUGGCAUUCGGUAAAGAUGGUCGUACAUUUCCGGAAAAUGUUGUACAAUUGAAAACGUUUUGUCGUGAUACAAAUGAUAUGAUUGCCAAAGUUGAAAGCUAUUUCAAAGAAUGUGGCCUUACAAAUCAACAAGAUUUUGCUAAUGUUUUUAUCUAUUCACUUAAACAUGUUAUACGAACAUUAUGUCGUAAACGAAGAUCAAAAAAAGUAACACAAUUUCUUAAGGUUGGACCUUGUCUUAAUAAAUUUAUACUUGAUGAUCGAUGUAUCGCUGGUUUUUCAAAUCAAUCAAAACCAUUGAUUUCGGCUAAAAUUGGUAAUAAAAAAUUGGAACAUAUUUGUUGCAAUUAUGCAUCAGCAAUGACCUGUGUAGAUGAUUGGAUUAUGGAACGAUCAUGUUCACGUGAUUAUCGUGAACUAUUAACUGAUUAUGUACGUGGAGUUUUUGACAAUAUGAUUGCCGUAAUCUGUGGUGAAAAUAAUAACGAUUCGGAUAGAUGUGAUCAUCUGAAUGCAAAAGCACCGAAAAUGAAUGCUGAACAGGCAAAAAAUUCUACUCCAUAUAAUUCAUUCAUGUUUAUUAUAAUGGAUAUUUUUGAUUCAUUAGAUAAUGAUAUUAAUGCUUAAUAAGCGAAAUUGAUAAACAUGCCGAUAAGAAAAUCCUUCAUAAUUUACAUCCAUUAAUAAGUUGAAUUUUGAUAAGAAAAAAAACAACAUCAUAUUAUUAUGAUUAUAUCAUAGCUUUCAUUCCAAAAUAAUAUCUUUCUUUCUUUCUUUCUCUCAUUUGUUGUAACACCAUUCUA
Messenger RNA from Dermatophagoides pteronyssinus (European house dust mite), 961 nucleotides. RefSeq lists its product as uncharacterized. NCBI's taxonomy places the organism in Eukaryota, Metazoa, Arthropoda, Arachnida, Sarcoptiformes, Pyroglyphidae. The record is from RefSeq and is a predicted model, not a curated record.